Notodromas monacha is the source of this 2639-nucleotide messenger RNA. NCBI's taxonomy places the organism in Eukaryota, Metazoa, Arthropoda, Ostracoda, Podocopida, Cyprididae. The record is from the annotation of a GenBank genome assembly.
UCUUUGUGAUUUUUAGAUAUGUACAAUAGUCCUUACAAACCUGUGCCGCCUCCUAAACCUCUUGGUGGGAAUGCGCCUCCGUAUCGCGUUCCUCCUCCGUUUCACAUCCCCGGAACGCCUGGAAGACAUGAGCGUCACUUCGUAGAUCCUCAAAUUCCUCCAUCCAAUGGGUAUCCGUCAAUGGUGGCAGCCGCACCUACGGCCCUGCCUCAAGAAUAUGAUCUCCGUUCUGAGCAGUAUCACACGCAUUCCUCAAAGUUUCCUGUGGAGCGUGUUGUUGGCGUCAGUGAGCGUGACAAAGAGACAUUGGAUGAAUCUCGCUUUCGGAAUAAAGCACCCGCUGUAGGUGAAUCGCCUCGUUAUCCUGGGAGCAAUCGGAAUUCUUGGCGUGGUCCGCCGCCCCUUCAUCCUGGUGAACCUGUCAGAGCUCCUGUUCCGGCAUGGACUCGAGAAACGCAUCACGAGCACCAUGCUUAUUGGGAAUUAUCGCGCGUGAGACCGCCAGGAAUGAAUGGGGUACAUGCACCUCCACCCUUGAUGUACCAUCCUCCGAACUUGCCGAUGCGUCCAUACCGUCAAGUUUUUGGUCCACAACCGCAGCAGCAAACGCCGCCAAGACCGCAAGAAAGGGAUCCACUGGUGAAUCCCCCUCCUCAAACGGCAAACGGGAUCGACAAUCCAGCUCUAGAGGCAGAAAAUCAGGUGUCUGAAGAUUCAAAAGAUGAGGGUGGGUUUGCUCCUUUAAAAGAAGACGAGGAAAAAACCACUUCGGAAAAGGCGAAGGAAUUCGCAGGCAAAAAGUAUUCCAAACUCAGAGGGAUAAUCUCAAAACUGAAUCCUAGGAGAGAAGAUCCUUCAAGUGACAUGACUGGCAAUACCACUCCGAAGCGCAAUUCAGAUGCAGGUCAUGGUUAUCAAACUCGCAUUUUACCUGCAACACCUGGAAGCCGUGAAGAUCUAUAUUCGCGUCCUUCGCACCGCUCGCAGCCGGGUUCAUCCACAAAAGAACCCGUCAGUUUACCAGGGUCGUUGGAGGAGGUUGAGUUGCGACGUCGGGCCGAAACGAGCUUCAAUACAAGCCAGGAGAGCUCAGAAGGGGCUGGAUUUGAAGCUCGAGCUAAACCACAAGUUCCCACUUCACGUGAGAAACUUGUAGAACAGGAUCAGAACCCGCCGCCUUUACCUACUCAACCUCCACCAAAAGAAAGCCACUCAGAACCCAUGGCCCGUCGAACUUUGAGCGACAAGAAGGCUCGUCCCGGGGGCAUUUAUGAAUCUCCUGCAGGGCUGCGGCAAGAAUUUGUUCAGUUUUCAAAGACAAGUGUUGCUUAUUCAGGUGCACGCGAUGUGUCGUCAUUGUCAUCCACACAAUCAGAAGAAGAGGAGGAGGCAGAGCCGCGUCGUCGAGAAACCACCAAUGUCCGGAAUCAAUUGGAGGAACUGGAGGAAAUCUAUUCCCAAGUCCUGCGUUUGCUCAAGGGGAAGGAGUCGCAACGCGUGAAACAAUUGCGUCGCUUUGGCUCCGUGUCUUCCUUGCCGAGCUCUACGACGGGUCCACGCUACGGGAUGCGUGAACGGCGUGAAGCCAAGCCUCGACGCGACGUGGGCAAGCGUUUUCAGCGGCUCGAGUCACACAUUGUGACUCUGGCACGCAGUGUGGCGCAAUUGUCGUCUGAGAUGCGGAACCAACAUGCGAUGAUACAAGAGAUUGAGGGAUUGAGGAGGGAAGUGGCGGAGAUCGCAGCCUGGCGUGGCAUCACUACCCGCAGUGCCGUGGCGGGUGCCAAUGGCGGUAAGAACUGGUCUCAUUAUCAGUGCAACGGACAUCUGGCGACAAAUCCGAACCGAGUGAAGAAGCUCACAAAGUUUUUUGGGACCGAGCCGCCGUUGCUGCGGCAAUUUUUGAAGAAACUCGGCUACGAGAAAUACGCAACGGCAUUUGAAAACGAGAAAAUCGGCAUGAUGGAGCUUCCGUACUUGACUGAAGCGCGUUUGGAGAAACUCGGCAUUCCCCUGGGUCCUCGUGUGCGUAUUCUUCAGGAAGCUCAAUCUGGAUUCACAACUGACAAGUACAACAUCUACAUAUCGGUGACGUUGCAUACGGAUUGUGGAGAUUUGAAGCUGGAGUUGCAUUGUGAACGAUGUCCCAAAGCUUCUGAAAAUUUUUUGGCACUCUGCGCAAGUGGUUAUUAUGAUGGGACGAUAUUUCAUAGGAACAUGAAAGGUUUCAUGAUUCAAGGAGGAGAUCCCACAGGAACGGGUAAAGGUGGUAACUCCAUUUGGGGUGGAAAAUUCGAGGACGAAAUCAAAGAAGAUUUAAAGCACGAUGCAAGAGGAGUUGUUUCAAUGGCGAAUAAAGGCCCAGACUCAAACGGAUCUCAAUUUUUCAUCACAUACGCUGCCCAGCCUCAUCUUGACUUGAAGUACACAGUGUUCGCAAAAGUUAUCGACGGGCUCGAAACGUUAGACGAACUGGAAAAGCUUUCCGUGAAUCCCAAGAACAACAAACCACUUGCGGAUACGCACAUCACAGGCGUCACGAUCCAUGCUAAUCCUUUGGCUGGUUGAUGCGAUAAAACUUCGCCCUUUUUCAGUUUUAUUUUUCACGUUGAUAUAUAGGUUUCCGAAUACAUUCCUCC